AUGAAGGGGCCCCGGGGUCUGAGGGCCCCCGUGUUCCCCGGGGGGGCCCUAAGAGCAGCAGCAGAAUUAGAAAGAGAAAGGGGGGCCCCCUCAAGCGAAAGUUCAGAAGUGGCUUCUGUGGGGGCCCCCUGGGGGCCCCCCUGGGGGCCCCCCGAGGGGCCCCCCUCGGGGGGCCCCCCAGGGAGGCCCCCCGAGGGGGGCCCCCCAGGGGGGCCCCCCAGCAGGGGGGCCCCCCGGGGGCCCCACAGGGUCAGGCCCCUGCGGCCGCUGCAGGAAGCUGCUGCGCUGCUGGCAGCAGCAGCAAAAGACAGCGAAAAGGUCCGCAGCAGCAGCAAAAGAAAUGAAGUUUUGCUGCUGCGGGCAGAAGACACGGAUUUGCUGCUGCCAGGGGCUCCCGGGGGCAGCAGCAGAACGUGCAUGCGCUGCUGGGUGGCUGUGGGGCCCCUGUACUGCAGCAGCUGCAGCAAAUACUUGUGUGGGCCCUGUGCUGCUGUGCUGCACUGUGGGGAAAGUGUGGGGCCCCACACUGGGGGGCCCCCCACUGGGGGGCCCCCCACUGGGGGGCCCCCCACUGGGGGGCCCCACAAAGUGGGUACAGCAGCAAGAGCUCUUGAGGUGGAUGUACACCUCAGCGCUCCCCUCAGGAAGCAGCAGCAGCAAGACAGCUUCGCUUUAGAUGUCAAAGUCCCCGCUGCAAGGGGAAUCCACUGCCAGCGCCAUGAAAAUGAGCCCGCCAAAUACGCUUGCGUGGACUGCGGGUGCGCCUAG
This is a messenger RNA of Eimeria necatrix, 768 nucleotides long. RefSeq lists its product as hypothetical. The record is from RefSeq and is a predicted model, not a curated record. The transcript is spliced from 3 exons. Lineage: Eukaryota; Apicomplexa; Conoidasida; Eucoccidiorida; Eimeriidae. Gene Ontology annotation, molecular function: zinc ion binding. Bases 1 to 768 code for a protein of 255 amino acids.